UAAGGGAGGAUGCGGUCUGCUAUUUCCACUUUUCCAUCAAUAAAAGCUAGCCGAUUCAAAUUGCUGAAUUAAAAAGAAAAAAGGAUAUAAUAUUCUCAAGGGGGCAUUAGUCCAGAAUACAAUUAACAUGGCAUCGAAAUGUCCUAAAUGCGACAAGACAGUUUAUUUUGCGGAGAAGGUGACGUCUCUGGGGAAAGACUGGCACAAGUUCUGUCUGAAAUGUGAGCGUUGUAACAAGACCCUGAACCCAGGGGGCCAUGCUGAGCAUGAUGGAACUCCGUACUGCCACAAGCCAUGCUAUGCUGCCCUCUUUGGACCAAAAGGUGUGAAUAUCGGAGGUGCUGGCUCUUAUGUCUACGAGGCUCCUGUCAAUGAUACCCCUGCCAGCGUUUCCACGGAAACAGAGGCCAAACCUGAGGAGAAGAAAGCUCAUGCCAGAGGCCCAGUGAAGGCCGCAAGCUUCUCAACUUUCUCUGGAGAACCCAGUAAAUGUCCAAGGUGCAGCAAGACAGUGUAUUUCGCUGAGAAGGUGACGUCCCUGGGGAAGGACUGGCAUCGACCCUGUCUGCGCUGUGAGAGGUGCAGCAAGACCCUGGCCCCAGGCAGUCACGCAGAGCAUGAUGGGCAGGCCUACUGCCACAAACCGUGCUACGCCACCCUGUUUGGGCCCAAAGGGGUGAACACUGGAGGUGUAGGAAGCUACAUCUACAAUGAACCCAGCACUGAGGCAGAGACUGAGGCCCAGCCUUGAGUUUACCCAUACCCACCUCCACCCCCACCCAGACCUCUUCAACAUUGCCUCCCUUACCCUGGCCUUGUUACUAACCCCAGUCAUAGAUAGACUCACCUUAUCUGUAUUUCCAACCUCUGCCUUCACGUUCGACUAUGUUCAGCCUUGCCAUGAUUAAAUAGUAUUGUCUCCUUUAGGCUAUUCAGCAUCUACAGAAAAAAAACAUGUCAAAUAAUACAUAGUGUAGGCCUAACUCACGAGAUGGAUAUUUAGAAUGUUCUGUUGUAUUUCUACAUUAUUUAUACCUCCAUUUUGUGUACGAAAUGUCAUCUUUAUAGCUUCUCCCUUCUCCCAUCUAGCUUCUCCCUGUGAAAUACACAGUAGGUUCAUGGGUGUCCCCUACCUCGUUGUUCGUGUCAAAUGAACAGUUGUGUGUAAGAUGUACAGUACACUGUUUAUUAAAUGAUAAGUCGCCAUAUGGUUUGACUCUACACAAUACAGCACAGACCUAUAGGGGAAGAUUUGGGGGUGGUAGGCCUACUGUUUGUCAUUCCCUGAAAACAAUGUAAUUUGUCUGUGCACCUGUAAUGACAUGGCAGACACACCGGCCAUGUUGAUUUCCAAGCAAUCCGCUAUGGGCCUAUUUUCACCCUGCAGUAUAGAGACAGAGUAGAUAGAUAGAACAUACGCCUACUAGGAAUGUGCAUUAGUAUUAGCUUAUUGUUGUUGGUGAUUGAAUAUGUUUUGUACUUUGGGUCUUUGAGUACCAAAUGUGAGUUACUGAGAAGAACAGUGGUCAUCAGAGGUUUUCUACAAUAAAAUUGUGAGAACAUG
Salmo salar (Atlantic salmon) is the source of this 1564-nucleotide messenger RNA. Its product is annotated as cysteine-rich protein 2. The record is from RefSeq and is marked provisional. Lineage: Eukaryota; Metazoa; Chordata; Actinopteri; Salmoniformes; Salmonidae.